AUGAGCGGUAGUUCGACACAUCCAGCCGAGAAUGCAGAGCUGCCUGUUCAAGAAUCUUCUCUUCCAACAAUUCAGGCUGCUGACCUUACGACUAUACAAGUCUUAACAGAGGAAGCUACCAAAGAUUUUAUUUUACAAGAUUAUGAAAGUGCGGUUACCAAGUUUUCAGAUGCUUCUGAAAUAAUUGGCCAUUGUUACGGUGUCGAUUCAGAAGAGUAUGCUGAAGCCCUAUACAAAUAUGGUAAUGCACUACUUGAAAACUCUCGAACUCAAAAUGCUGUUCUUGGACAUCAAGCAAUUCCACAAACUUCCUCAACAGACGUUCCAAUUGAUGAUCUUCAGGCCAAUACUUCGCGCUUCCAUUUUGAAGGAGAUGAUGAAAGUGAUGGUGGUCAAACCGAAAACGAUGGCAAUGUCGAUUUACAGGCUGAGGAAGCUAGUGCAUCUGAAGUAUUAGAGGAACAAGGAGACGAUCUCAGUCUUGCUUGGGAAAUAUUAGAAUAUUCUCGUGAUAUAUUUUCUCACAUUAAAACAGAAUCAGCAAAGAAGUCUCUUGGAGAAGUCUAUAUUAAAUUGGGCGAUGUUUCUCUUGAAAAUGAAAAAUUCGAUCAAGCAGCAGUUGAUUAUAGAGAAGGUACCUUAACUCUUUAUAAUACUCAUUGGAGAUUAUCCUUGGCACUUGAAUUGAUUCCGGACAGAUCCAAUCAAGAUGAGGCCAUCGUACAUGUACAAAAGGCCAUAGAAGUAUUGAAUAAACGUAAAGAAAUCCUGCAGGCACAACUGAAUGACUAUCAGGAAACGUGUGGCAAAGGAAAAAAAAUAGCUACAGCCGACGAUGAUACUACAUUGAUUGAUAAAGAAAUAAAGGAUAUUGAUGAAUUCCUUGUGGAAAUGGAAUCCAAGAUCGCGGAUAUUCAGGCGGCAAAACUUUCUCAAGAACAAACAAUACAGAAACCCAGUGAUAUUGCGCUUGAGGAAUAUGUGAAACUGCUUUCUUCAUGCGAAUCAUCAUCUGAAGCGAUAGAGACAUCAUCAACAACUCCUGUGAACGAUUUGACAUCACUUAUUAAAAGAAAGACGACUAAUAAUAAUAAUGCGACUGAUGCUUCCAAAAAUAAUACAACGUCUGAGGCACCGAUACAAGAAGAAAAGAAACGAAGAGCAGAAAUAAAGACUGAUAUGGAUGAAAAUGAAGAAAAUGAAUUGAAUCCGAACAAGAAA
Messenger RNA from Dentiscutata erythropus, 1221 nucleotides. The record is from the annotation of a GenBank genome assembly. Lineage: Eukaryota; Fungi; Glomeromycota; Glomeromycetes; Diversisporales; Gigasporaceae.